This is a messenger RNA of Chanos chanos (milkfish), 2610 nucleotides long. RefSeq names its product minamoto (gene meioc). Gene Ontology annotation, cellular component: nucleus; cytoplasm. The record is from RefSeq and is a predicted model, not a curated record. Lineage: Eukaryota; Metazoa; Chordata; Actinopteri; Gonorynchiformes; Chanidae. The coding region runs from base 1 to 2610 and encodes 869 amino acids. The transcript has 7 exons. Gene Ontology annotation, biological process: meiotic cell cycle; female meiosis I; male meiosis I.
AUGGCCUUUGAUGGAUUCCAGAGCUCUGAAGCAGAUUUAUACUUUUCACCUUACAGGCUUCAGACUCAUUUUAGUGGGGACAGUGGACGGCUGGCCCAGUCUUACAAUCCUUUACCGGAUUUUCCUGUGAAAGAGGACAUGCCACCUCCCUACACUCCAUGGGCAACUCAAGAUGACUCUUACCAACCAAUGGACUAUGCUCAAGGCAACCCGAAGAACAGGAAUGUCUUGGAUGGGAAUGAGUGUGAAAAUGAAGCUGAUCUUUAUGGACUUGUGUCCAACAUCUUGGAAGAAGCUGAUCGAAUGGAGUCUUACUUCUCAGAAGACAGGGUACCCUCCAGUCUGAAAGGUGUCUGGUCUCCUAAAUGUAUGAGGGAGGACAGCCUUCAGUUUUUUAACCCAGAUGUAAAGAUACAGACAAACUCAGACUGUCAGUCCAAUCACGUCUCUUCCAGCCAGACGGCGAACAGAGACUCUCGACAGAGAAAUGACCUUUACAGACACUUCAAUGGUCUUGAUACCACCGAUACCCACUGGCUCCCGCCCUCCUACACUGGAGAGACAGAAGACUACUGUCAACCCAUCCAAGGUCUGCCCAGACCUCCUGGCUUAGACGCACCAUCUGGGGUCAACUCUCCCUAUCUAUCCAAAAACAGAUCGGUUAAAUCCGAGUACAGCAUCACCGCUGGGAAAGACUCUGGCUGCUGUGGUGCAACAAACAUACUAGCGGAUCACGCGGUAGGGGCCGGAGACUCGUACUUCAGCCCGUACCCUGACUUCAUGUCCCGGAGCAGAGCCAAAGAACAUAGGAACAGGCCCUCCUCAGGGCCAGAUGCCAACAGGUUGGCCAGUACCAUGCAGGCACUCUUUACGGGGCAGCAGGAAAGACCUCAUAGUCGAGAUCCUGUCCAGAACAGGCCUGUAUCCUUGAUGCAUUACGAAGAUAAGACAGCCGAACAGAGUAGUUUCCCAUCCCCAGGAAUGUCAGCGUUCGAUGCUCAGACGUCCCAGUUUAAGAAAGAAUUUGCCGGAGGCUUCGGAGUGAAGAGAGCAGGAGAAACAGGAAUCAAGAGGCUGCCAUUGCAGAAUGAGAACACCUAUAAAGAUUUCGCUGGAUUUGGUCACCAACAAGAGUUGCCAAAAUCCUUCUCGUCUUCCUUCAGCUCCCCGACUCCAUACCCAAGCAAGGGAGCCAGUCAAAGAGGACCCAAUAUACCACAACCUAGUCUCAAUCAGUAUUUUUCUCAUUAUGCUCAGGAAAACCACCAACACCAGACCCAAACCAAGUUACCUGCCAAAACAAAUGGCAACACCGGACCCCAGGGUUUAUCCAAGCUCAUGUCCCACUCUGUGGGUGAAUUUGUUCCUCUGGUCUCCUACCACCAGAUGCCAAGGAGUACAGCUCAGGUCCUACCUGAUUUUGGCCAGGAUGAUGGACCAGGGCACCAGUGUAGGAAGGGUCCCCCAGGACUGGGUCUUGAGGUAAUGAAUAAGGGGGCUGGGGAAGGGAUUGGUUUUGACCUUCAUCAAGAGAAAAGCAGACUCCUUACAGCUGCAGCGGCAGCAGGCCUCAUGGGAAAUCCACACAGCCUUCAAAACUUUGUCGGGAAGCCCGCCAAAACCCCUGCCAGCCUCCCCAGAGAAACAGAAAAGAAACAGGGGCUCCUACAGAACCCAUACUUGGAUGGCUUUGGGAACACGUACGGCAACCAGACCAGGCAUAACUCAGCCGGCGCAGCGAUGGUAAAAACCCAGUCACCUCUGUUUCUCCCUUACCUCUACCAGAUGGCUGACCCCAGGCAGAAUAUGUGCCCCCUGUUCCCCUCGCGCACUCAAAUACCCUACUGCAGUGGCACCGUGCCCCUCAUGGAUCUUGGUGAUGUCCACCCAGACGGAGACAUGGCCUCGUUUAACCCCUAUCUGCAAGAGAUGAUGGGAUCAGGCCAAGGCAUGGAUGGGCCUUUCGCGGGCUUCCUGUCUGCUCUGAGGUCCCCGAAACUGGGCAAGAGUCACGGAAGCCCCACUAGCCAGUUGCAUUACUACUUAGAGGACUGCUACGAGCAGUGGAGGAUGCUGGAGAAAGAGAGAAAGAGGGCUGAAGUGAUCCUGGCCAAGAACUACCCAGGGAAGCGUAUGUCUAUGACAAGCACUAACACUUUGCCCAAAAUGCCCCCAAACCCCUCCAGAGUGGACCGGGUCAUAGUGGACCAACUGAGAGAGCAAGCCAAGGUGGUGAGCUUGUUGGGGAAGAUGGAACGCUUGCGGAGCUUGCCUCUUCACGCCAACAUCUGCACGGCUUUAGACAAACACCUGGAAGCCAUCUACAUCACCCAGGCACGCCGCAAAGACGAAUUCAUCACCUGCAACAGACAGAGACAGGGACCAGCAUACUACAGGGAAGACAGAGACAUCCUGCUGCUGGCGUCCGCGCUGAAAGACCUGAGCAGCAGCACCAGAAAAUCUCGCACUGCGCUGUGGUGUGGCCUGCAGAUGACCCUGCCUAGAACUGACACGCAUCCAGAUGAGGGAGGAGAGCGGCACACAUGCGCUCCUGUGGGACAAGGCAGGUCUGGCCAAGCCAGUCCAGAAAGAGCCCUCCCUGCAUUCUGA